Enterobius vermicularis (human pinworm) is the source of this 396-nucleotide messenger RNA. The record is from the annotation of a GenBank genome assembly. Lineage: Eukaryota; Metazoa; Nematoda; Chromadorea; Rhabditida; Oxyuridae.
AUGAUACUUCUUCUUCUGGUAUCAGUGGCUUCUGCGCAGUACCUUGUUGAAGAUUACAACAAACCAUGCCUCAAAGCUCAAGAAAUUAGGACUGAUAUUGGUGCACCACGAACAAUCUACAGAGCACCAGAAACCGUCUUACAAGCCACAAGAGUAGUUGAACAACAACCGGUCUAUUAUACGCGAAGGCAACAACUACCGUGGAAUAUAAAAAUUAUUGAAAGGCAUUUACCCAGAUAUAACGUGGAAAAUAAGGUUGCAGCUCCAGUUUAUAUUUUGCCAAAACAUGGUCCUGUUCUUGAGCAAAAUACUCCAUUACCACCAACUUCUGACGUAGUCUACAGACCAGACGUCCUGUAUAGAAGAAACUGCGGCAAAUCAGUUAUUACUGCAUAA